CCUGCAAGCCUGUUGCUGCUGGAUCAGGAGAAUGUUCUGCAGCGGUCCGCGUCUCUUCUCCUCUCUUCUGUUCCCUCUCCUCUGUUCCCUCUCUUCUUUUAACGUCGAAGAAGGGUGUUUAGAGCCGCACUUCAACAAAGGUUUCUGAACAAUUGAGAAAUAAUGCAAAGUAAAUAUGUCGUUAUCCUCUGAGAUGGAGAAGAAUUCAACAGAAGAUGACUGCGUGGAUUCAGGAGCAGAGACUGGAGGGUCUGAUUACAGUCCCAUGUCUUCAGCGGGCAGUGAGUUAUCCAUGGUGGAGCUGCAGGAUCCCUUCCUGGUCAGUGUUCACCUCAUUACGGACCCGGGCAAGGCCAAGUCCCUGCAGCAUGCUGCCGACACUGUCCUGGCCUGGGUCCACCCUGAACUGCAGCUCUUCCGCGUCUCCGAGAGAGCCGCCUGGCAACAGAAGCCCAAGCGCCAAUCAUGUCAGGCUGCGGCAUCUUUUUCAGCCAAUCACGGCCCUCCGCAGUGCCAGCCGGCGCUGGCCGUCAUCCUCUUCCUGCAGGAGCAGUACGGGGGCGAGGAGCAGAUCGUGACCUUACACCGUGCUCUCCAGCGACCCCCCUGGCACUUCCACCACACCGAGAGGGUCAACAACGGCCGUAGGAUGCUCCCGCUGACUCCCUGCAGCCAAGACUUCUUCACCCUGGCCCCGGGGACUCCUCUGUGGGCGGUUCGCCAGGUUCACUACGGUAAAGAGAUUGUACGCUUCACAGUCUACUGCCGUUACGAGAGCUUCCGGGACAUGGUGCGCAUGUACCGGAUGAUCCUCCAGAGGAAGCUGGCCCAGAAGAAAGAAGACUUUUGUUUUUUUGUGGUGUACUCCAACCCGGAUACCGAGAUCCAACUGUCAUUCAAGCGGUUGCCGAGGGGCCAGAGCCCCGCUCCUACGGAGUCGGCGGUGAUAGAGAUGAGGGUGAGGGACGUUGGGGCGUUGGUGCCCCUCCUGCCGUACCCUUGUACCCCCAUCAGUGAGGUACGCUGGCAGACUGAAGACUACGACGGGAAUAAGAUACUGCUGCAGGUCCUGUGUGCACGCUACAAGCGUAGACAUACUAUCGACCAGCCAGGAGACUCCUCCCCUGCCCCCUCGCCCCUGCCCACUGACCCAGCAAUGACUCUGCCCUCAGCGGGGACAUAUGGCCGGGGGCCUGCCUCCUACAGGAACCGGCGCUGCCACCGUAACGCGUCCCGGACCCGGACCCUGCCACAGAACCAGAACCAGACCCAAAGCAGGUCCAGCCAGGCCUCACAAACCUCCCUUUCCCUGGCCUGUGAAGAGGAGGAAAUGGAGAUGGGGGCUCGCUCUAAAUCCUGGAGGACUGGUCGAACCCGCUCUCUGUUCUCCCUGCCCAGCCUGGCAGGGUUCACUGGCUCUCGCUCCCGCUCUGCCGGCUCCUCCCCCGGAACCUCACCCAGCCCUGCCCACCACAGAAGCCACUCCCACUCCCUCGGCUCCUCCCUGGUCCCGCCCUUCCGCCUCAACGUGGAUGCUCUGAUUGGUGCGGAGGAGACGGAUGUGGACACAGGGAUAAAGGUGGAUGCGGGCAGCAUUGUUGACCUGUCGGUAGUGUCUGCAUACUCUAGGAGCCGCAGACCCACGCCACCACGCCCUCUCUCUGCACCUCCGCGGGACCCAAUCCCCUCCCCAUCCCGCGCCAACGUCAAGCCCAAGGCGUCAACGCUAGGCCGCCCUCCUGUUCCCAUGAGAACCAGCAGCCUGGCCUCCUCCAAUAGCAUAACUUCCACCCUGCAGCGGCCACGCCCCAACAGCGCUUUCUUGCCCCUGAGUGGCCAGCCGUCCCUGAGGGAUCCCAUCACGCGCAGCCAAUUGGACAGCUCUAACAGCAUUAUUGGGGUGGUGUCUCAGAACAGGUCUGGCAAGGAGGUCGGGGUGGAGGACGACGACCAGGAGUUCUAUAUCUGACCAGUUAGUGGCGCUAGAGAGACACGCCGGCCAGCAGGAAGGGACAGGGACACUGAGUGACAACACAGCUCUGUUCUGCUCUGCCACCUGGGGGCUGGUUUAAGUCAGUGCAGAGGACAGUACAGUGACGGUAGACAGACGCUUCACUCAACUUCUUCAUGAAAUCUUUCUCACUUUGUGUUUCUAUAUACUUUCUAACUAGAUGUUUGUGCUAUUUGUUAUUUAAUCAAGUUGUGGUAUAAAUGCAUAACGCUUACUGAGAUGGCUUAAAAACACAUUGCAGACUACUCAAAUAUCUCAUAGUAGAAUAUUUAAAACAGAGAUGUUAUGAUACCAGACCUGUUGGACAUAAAUUAGAUUUAAAACAGAGAUGUUAUGAAAGCAGACCUAUUGGACAUAGUUCUAACCGUAUGUAUCCACUUCCCACUACUCAUGUUAUCACUCAGGCAGCUAUAAGAUAGUGGAGUUGCUGGCUCUAUCUCAAUUCAUCUAUCCUUGAUUCCUCUCUCCUCACCUCCUUCUCAACGGUAUUGGAGGAGAAGGUCCAAGGUCACUCCCCUUUGACCAUCUUCUCCAAUCCGUUUUGCGAAAAGGAAGUUGAGGAGAGAGGAUGCAAGGAAUCGAGGAAAGACCAAAGGAGAAAAGAACCCCUGAUUCUGACACUUUUGGUGCAGUGGGUCCCUCUGCUGGUGAUUUUGUAAUUGACGGCUAAACAGAAUCUAGUUUAAAGUUGUAGUCGGUAAUAUGGAAUGCUUUUGAUUUUAACUGAUUAUUUCUAUGUUCACCAAACUUUUUUAAUAUUGAUUAAAACAUCAGAUUAUGUAUGAAUUAAUAAAAAUAAAAAAAUGUUUUAAAUGAA
Messenger RNA from Salmo salar (Atlantic salmon), 2828 nucleotides. RefSeq names its product family with sequence similarity 124 member A (gene fam124a). Lineage: Eukaryota; Metazoa; Chordata; Actinopteri; Salmoniformes; Salmonidae. The record is from RefSeq and is a predicted model, not a curated record.